Cyanistes caeruleus (blue tit) is the source of this 1082-nucleotide messenger RNA. Its product is annotated as secreted frizzled-related protein 2-like. Gene Ontology annotation, biological process: non-canonical Wnt signaling pathway; canonical Wnt signaling pathway. Gene Ontology annotation, molecular function: Wnt-protein binding. The record is from RefSeq and is a predicted model, not a curated record. Lineage: Eukaryota; Metazoa; Chordata; Aves; Passeriformes; Paridae.
AUGUUAUUGACUGCAAAAAUCCUUGUUUUUGCCAUGAAUGGUUUCCUAAGAGUGGCAACAGGCUUGGACAUUGGAUUAUCCACGAAAUGCAUAGCGAUACCGAAGGAGAUGGGCAUGUGCCACAAGAUUGGAUACUCUGAAAUGAGACUUCCCAACCUGAUGGGACACACAAGCAUGGCAGAGGUUAUCCUAAAAUCCACCACCUGGCAGCACCUUGUACACACAGACUGUCACCCUCACGUGAGGACAUUCCUGUGCUCCCUGUUUGCACCCAUCUGUUUAGAUACGUUCAUCCAUCCUUGCAGGAGUAUGUGUGCUGCUGUCCGGGACAGCUGUGCCCCCGUGCUCCUCUGCCAUGGGCACCCCUGGCCUGCCAGCCUGGACUGCGACCGAUUCCCUGGAGACGAGGACAUGUGCCUGGCACCUCUCACCAAGGACUAUAAAUACUUGCACAAAGUCCUACCAAAGCCUACCUGCCAGACCUGCCCAACAGUGGAGGAAUUCUUUACACACAAAAGAGUUCUUGAAGUUUUCUGUGACAGUAACUUUGCAGUGAAAGUAAAGCUGUCCAAGAAGAGAACAGCAUUUGAGGACCAAGAGUAUAACAUUGAAUGCCAGGUGGAAUUCAUUACCCAGGGCUCACUCUUGCCCUACGAAACUCAGAGUAUGAUACAACAGUGGCUGCUAAUUAAUGAAAAAUGUAUAGAGAGGAUGACUCCAACCCACCGUCCCAUGGUGUAUCUCCUUGUGGGGAAUAUUGAGGAGGGCAUCAUUUUAGUAAAACAGGUUUAUCGCUGGCAGAGGAAGGACUCCCAGCUGACUUUGGCCACUCAGAAGUGGAGAUACCAUAAAUGCUUGUAAAUAUUUAUCAUAUUAUUUGUAAAAAGAUGAUUGUGCUUCUCAUGCCAAACCUAUCUUGUAAAUAGCAAUGUAUUAUACGUUCAAUAUAAAGCUUUAAUUUCCUUUUAAAUUGUAUUGUAAGCUGAACUCAAACCCCAGUGUUAUCAGGCUUCCUUUUGGUAGUGUUACAGCUACUCUUGUCCAGUUUGGACUUCAACAGCUAUGGAUAAAUGUUUCUUUGA